Mytilus californianus (California mussel) is the source of this 2406-nucleotide messenger RNA. RefSeq lists its product as uncharacterized. NCBI's taxonomy places the organism in Eukaryota, Metazoa, Mollusca, Bivalvia, Mytilida, Mytilidae. The record is from RefSeq and is a predicted model, not a curated record. The transcript is spliced from 7 exons. Gene Ontology annotation, molecular function: protein binding. Bases 1 to 2406 code for a protein of 801 amino acids.
AUGAACAGUGAUUUAAAAAACUUAGAUAAAAGAAAGUUCUUUGAUGUUGUUAAUCCUAACAUCUCUCCUUGUGUGAGGUUGGUACGUAACUUUCUAGAGGAUGUUGGUUUGGGUAAAAGAUCAAUUUCAGAUGAGAGUAGCUCCUCAUAUCCAGAAGAUUGUAAAAGUUCACCUUCAAAACCUCUUAGGAAGGAGGUCAAAUCAUCAGCAAAAGUUCAAAUGAGAAAAACGGCUGGCAAGAAAUUGAGAGAUAAGAACAAGCAGUUUGAAGAAGAUUUUGUUUGGAAUAGUAGUGAUGAUGAGAUGGAGGGGGAAAGGUCGUCCAACCCACUGUCCUUUACUGCCAAAAAUUAUGGAGAUGGGAAAGUAGACAGUAAAAAAACUCCCAGACAUGAUACUGAUAACCUCACACAGAACUAUGUACCACCUCCACCUCCUGGUAUCGCAGAAAUACCCCCUCUACCUCUAUCUGAGAAGGAGACGCUGAAACAGAAAAAACCAAUGUUAGCUGCUCAAAGUCUGUCUAUGUUGACUGGUCUGAUUACUACAGCGAAAGCUGAGAAUGUCAUACACCAGCCACAUGUUAGCCAUAGAGAUCUUCCAGAAAAUUCAGACUGGUGGGGAAAAUCAUCUGAUACAAAAAAUUGUCAGCCACAUGUAUCUCCAAUUAAAGAAUCUAAAUAUAUUGAAAAAUGUCUGCCCUUUGGAGAAAGUGUAGGCUCAGUGGACAGUGUAACAGAAUGUUGGUUAAAUGACCAGUCGCACGUGAUGACCUCUAAUUCUAAUACAAGUACACCUAAGGGUCAAAAGAAAAUUGCUGAGUCAAGAUAUACAUGUCAAAGCCUUCUUGAUAAAGAUGCAGAGGAAUUUAGAUUGAGACGACCUUCAACCAGUUUAAAGACAUCUCCGCGUCCAGUAAUGGUUAAAACUGAAAAAGAUGCAAAUAACAAUUUUAAUGCUAUUCCAAUAAAUUAUAGAAUAGCCCGUCCAGAAGGAAGUGAUGGCUAUCUUGACAUUAAGGGUAAGAAGCAGGGUAUUAUACAAUCACCUGUAAAAUUGGAACUAGUAGCAUUACCAGUAAAAACAUUAUUCAAGACUGAAAGUCUUCAGAACAAAGAUGACAAGACUGAUGGGGAUUCAAGCGGAGUAGCCGAUUCUGGUUGGGAAGAAGAUUCUGGAGUGUCUGAUGGUAAAGAUUCAGGAAAGUUUGCUGACAACUGGUUGGAAACAUCCCAAGAGAAAGCUACAUUCAUUCGAGGUGGAGAAGUUUGGACAGAAACUGUUCCUAAGGUAGUGACAACAGGGAAAAGUAACCAUCCUUACAAGUCAAAUGUGGGAAGAGGUCACAAUGCAAUGAAUGAUUGGUGUGAAACAGGCAUAAAUUCUAAAACAGGACAACAUUAUGUUCACAGCUUAAACAAGUUACAGGAAGCAUACAGUUCAGGUGAUGAGUGGUGUGAGACAGGGUCUGGUGCUAAAAGUAAACAAGUUACCAGUGCGUUAACAGGCAUAAAGGGUCAUAACCCUAAAGAUGAUUGGGGUAGUUCAGUUACUGGUCCUUCAACAGAAAUCAGUACAGGCAAAGUUAACAUCAGAGAACCAAAUGAAACAAAACUGAACAAACCUGAACCAGACACACAAAGUAAUAAUCCUAGAGCUAGUACACUUAGUCCUGUUGCUAAAUAUAUAAAGAACAUGUCAAAAGGAGGUGUAUCAAAGAUUUUGCCUCCAAUACCAGCCAAACUCGUUGGAAAAAUUGGUGGGAAAGACCUUGGUUUUCAUUUCCCAAUAGGUGUCACCACCUCCAGUAAAGGGGAUGUCAUAGUGGCAGACACUGGAAAUCACCUUGUUAAGAUUUUCACUGCUGACAGCAAGUUGAAAUUAACCAUUGGUACCAUGCUGAAACCUGCCAUGCAGAGACCAUCAGCAGUGGUUGUGAAUGAGAGAAAUGAACUGUUUGUAAAGGAUGAUAAAUGUAUCAGAAUGUUUGAUCUAGAGAGAGGUGCUAUAAUUAGACAGAUGGGAAUUGGUCAACUCUCUCAACCUUAUGGUCUGAGUAUGACUCCAGACAAAAAUCUGUUAACACUGGAUGUUGAUAAAAGAAACCCCAGAAUAGUUAUUUUCUCCCAGGAGGGAGAACUGGUAAACUCAUUUCCUUACACACCGUUGCAGGGACGUAUUCCACAGACAAGGUGUAGAUUUCUAGAUGUUGGCAAGAGUACACUUGUUGUCAGUGAUCUAGGUCGACAUGAGAUCUAUGUAACAGAUCUACAAGGAAGGAUCAAGUCUUACUUUGGUAGAGGAGGAUAUGGCAAUGGAGAAUUCUUUGAACCCUCCGGUGUUGUUGUGGAUAGUAGUGGUAAUAUGAUUGUAGCAGAUAGUAAAAAUGACAGGGUUCAGGUAUGA